UCUCCAGUAGAUCUUUCAGGAGAACCGCAGACAUAUUACCAAAGUGAUUCGUCCUGCCCAUCCACGCCCGAACGCAGCACACUACAGUACGUUCACAGUAGACCGAGAAUAUCACCGCUCCCUACGAAUGAUAACCGAAGCGCUUCCGAACCUGUUUUGAUAUCUAGGCCUCUCGCAGGCCCCCUCCGAUCUCCAAUGUCUUCUUCUGGAGGAUUGGCCGCUGCAUCGCGGGGCAAACCAGGCAAAGGAGCGCCGCGAAACUCCUCUAUGGACUCGGCCAUAUCGGCGAUUUCCACAAAGUCACAGUCGCACAGAGGCGCGGCUGGAAAUCAGUCUGAUCCUACAGACAUUGAGGGAUUGAUCAAGACUGCAGGCAGCCCAGAGGCAGUAAUCCAGUAUCUUUUAAAAGAAAAGAACUCGCAAUCGCAACAGAAUGCGCAAUUAUGGCGCUUAGUCGACAAGCAGAGAGCCAUGAUUCUGGGCCUAAACAAAGACCUGGAACGAGCCUUGAAAGACAAGGAGAAAUAUCGAAAGAAACUCAAAGAAGUUAUGUCAAUACCGGAAUUGACAGGGGCCGACGGAUCGAAAACUAGCAGCAAGGUUCUCAAGAUGCCCGUCAGUCGAGGAAUACCAACCGUCGAUGUCAGCGCUCCCAAGGAGCGACAGGUCAUUGCACCGGAUUCGCCGACUCUCGACUCCGACAGCCAGAAGCACUCUCCCGUGGAUAUGGCCAUGGCUCCCUAUCCGAUCACACCUCCCGCAGACCAGCCCAACGGCCCUCCAUCAGCUGUUGGUGCUUUGUUGGACCCGUCUCACGAGAUGCCCAAAGCACAUGAGCAUGCUUAUGACCAGUACGACCAUGAUGCCGAGGAACAAGCCGCGGAGGCGGCACGAAGGGAGCACGAGGACGAACAAAUCAUGGAUCUUCCCCUGAACUUUGGACUUGCACCAUCCCGGAGCCUACCCAGCCAGCCACCGAGCAUGCCUCCCCCUAAGCCUCCCGUGGUAUCAGAGCCAGCAUCCUCGUCUAGCGAAGGACUUUCACAGUUCCCUGCCCCGCCACCACGGAAACCUCCACCAGCCCCUCUGCAGCUUCAGAGCCAAGCUCAACCAGUCGCUGAGGACGAUGACUCUGACUCCGAUUUCGACGACAUCUUGGAGGUGGACGAAAUCCUCACUGAGCAACGCGGUCGUCGUAGAACGCGCGAGGAAGACGACCAGGAUAGGGAGAUCUUGGCUAUUCAAGAGGCGGAGAGGAGGAGCUUGUCCAAGAAGAGCACCACACAGAGUCAGACGACAUCACCGACUGAGGCUGUUCCCGAGGCCCCAACAGGGUUGCCGCCAAGCCCUCCGAAGAGGAUGCAGCGCGAGAAUGCCCCAGCUUCGUUGGGAUCAGUUCUAAGUGCAAAUACUCUCGAAGCCCCCUUGCUGAGCCCUGGGUUACCAUCGAGCCCGCGUCCGUUUGGCAACCCGUCAUCUGACAGCCCUGCGCCUAGUGUGUCGUCGUUUCCUGCUGCACCUCUGUCGCCACGGCCACCUCGCCAGCCAAUCCCUCUUCCACCGGGUCACUCCCUUCAAACACCAGCAGGCCCGGAGCCUAUUGUUCUCAAAAGCCCUCAGCCUCUGAACAUUAUUAAGAAGGGAUGGGACUCAGCUAGCGACAAGAGUCGUGGCAGUCCCACUGAACGGGGACGCAUCUUCAAGGGUUUCACCACCGAAGAAUACCCUGAUCUACUCCUACCGCCGAACGUCUUGCCGACAAUCAAGGUCAAAGUUGCGUCCUCGCGCAUGAAACCAUCUCGAGCAAGUCUGAUGUCCUUGACCCAACUUGAAGAGGAUCCUGUGUUUACCCUGGCCAUUUUCUCGCGUUCCGAACCUGGCGAGCUUUGGCGGGUUGAGAAGGACUCUGCUUCGCUCGCAAAGCUCGACCAAAGGCUGAAACAGUGCCCGGCCUUCGUUGCAAAGACACCAGAGAGGUCGCUCUUCAGUGGCCAUGCGCCUGCUAAGCUCGACGCGCGGCGAAUUGCCCUCAACCACUACUUGGAAGAGCUUCUAGAGACUCCUCUCGAUACCGCGAGUGCCCUUGAGCUUUGCAAGUAUUUGUCGACCCACACACUACCACCCAAUGCAGAUGACGCCGGCUCAAUGGAGAGCAUGGCGGAAGCCAAGGUCAAGACUGGUCCCGGCGGCCGCCCUUUCAGGACCGGAUAUCUCACCAAGAGAGGUAAGAACUUUGGUGGUUGGAAAGCCCGCUUCUUUGUCCUCGACGGACCGCAUCUGAAGUACUACGAAACGCCUGGAGGCGCUCACCUGGGCACUAUCAAACUUCCAAGCUCUCAGAUCGGCAAACAGUCUCAGAGCAACGAAAACCAGUCACCGCAACCGUCUGCCAACUCGGACGACAUGGACAAUCAGUACCGUCAUGCAUUCCUGAUUCUCGAGCCAAAGAAGAAGGAUUCGAGCAGCCAUGUGAAGCAUGUGCUUUGCGCUGAGAAUGACAGGGAAAGAGACCAGUGGGUUGAUGCCUUGCUUAGAUGGAUUGAUUAUAAGGAUCCGGAAGAAGACGAGGCCCAUGCCGCGAGGCAGCAAGCCCAAGAUCGCCAAAGUGCUACUGCGGCUGAGCGUGCCGAGAAGAAGAAGCAGAGAUACAAGAAAACGGCUUCACAGCACCAUCAUCAGCCUACUGAGUCCGAUAGCCUGAUCGGUGUGAGGUACGACGCAACAUCUCAAGGCGACCUUCCUCACCACGGCGGACCUGCGCGUCCCAGAAAUGCUGGACACAUACCAGAGAACAACCAUCCUGUUGAACCCAUGGGAAUGUCCUCGCAGCCGUCCAUGAUGAUCUCCGCUCCACGGGACAUGCAAGUUAUUGCCGACUCUGCUCAAUGGGGCAAUAGGGCAGGUCUUGGCGUCCCCGUCAACGAAGAGAAGAAACUGAAGAAACGAAGUUUCUUCGGGUUUGGACCCAAGACGAGAUCGUCAUCUGAUGGUCAAGAUUCUCUAUUUGGAGGAAGCGAAGGCGGCUCGUCAACACCGCCUCAGGGCGGAUACCAGGGUCCUAUUCGCCAAGCUUUCGGGGCUCCUUUGGCCGAAGCUGUUCGCUAUAAUCACCCUGUCGAUGUGAACGUGCCUCUUCCCGCCGUCGUGUAUCGAUGCAUUCAAUACUUGGACGCCAAGAACGCGAUUCUGGAGGAAGGCAUUUUCCGUCUGAGCGGCUCAAACGUCGUUAUCAAGCAGCUUCGCGAGCGCUUCAACACUGAAGGCGACGUCAACCUCGUUACCGACGAGACUUACUAUGACAUCCACGCCGUGGCGUCGUUAUUGAAGUUGUAUCUCCGCGAACUUCCAACGACAAUACUCACCCGGGACCUUCACCUUGAGUUCCUUUCCGUGACGGAGAUGACAGACCAAAGAGACAAGAUCGCCGCUGUGUCCGAACUGGUUCAGAGACUGCCCCAAGCAAACGCCACUCUGCUCAAGUAUCUGAUUGCGUUUUUAAUCAAGAUCAUCAACAACGCCGACAUGAACAAGAUGACGGUUCGCAAUGUGGGCAUUGUAUUUUCUCCGACUCUGAACAUUCCGGCACCCGUAUUUGCCUUGCUGUUGCAGAACUACUUUGGUAUCUUCGGCUUGGAACCCGAGCAAUAUGAGCUGCCGUCCUCGUUCGCCGAAGGAGAGACGGGUCGAGAGAGAUCAGGCUCCCUGCCUUCCAUGAAUAACGGGCUUCCGAAUCGGCCUUCACACGAUCCUUCUCAACACGCGCGUCCUUCUACAUCAGCCGGGUCCAGUCAAUCACCGCAUCGUCAGAGACUGAUGGAUGCCAUGACUGGCCAGCAACGUACCGGCAACACUCCCCCUCCUCUGCUACAAGACCUGCAGAGUGCGCGGCAGUCUCCCACACCACCACCAAACUACCCCGUCGGCCGUGGUACAACAUAUGAGCCUCAAUACAUGCCAUCUGGAUAUCAGAAUAACAACUACCAGCAAAUGGCUCGUGGAUACGAUAACGGCUCUUCAGGAUACGAUCAACCACACAAGAGACGCGAAAGUGCCAUAUUUAUGGGCAACAUGGUCGGUCUCAACCCACAAAGCUCCAAGAGCCGAUUGCGAGAAGAAACCCAGUUCUGAGAUGCCGUUCCUUUAUCGGCAUGGUCUCUUCUGUCUUGCUUCCACCCCCUCAUUACGCAAACAUACCCACUCGUUCACACGCAGCGUUGAUACCAUGCCUUGCACAUUUUCUUCACGUUUUAUUUAUUAAUGCCAGCCCCAGGGGCAUGGACGACAUGAUGGCGCCAAUAUACCCGAACAUAUCACACCAAU
Colletotrichum godetiae is the source of this 4320-nucleotide messenger RNA. Its product is annotated as RhoGAP domain-containing protein. NCBI's taxonomy places the organism in Eukaryota, Fungi, Ascomycota, Sordariomycetes, Glomerellales, Glomerellaceae. The record is from RefSeq and is a predicted model, not a curated record. The transcript has 2 exons. Gene Ontology annotation, molecular function: phosphatidylinositol binding. Bases 196 to 4128 code for a protein of 1310 amino acids. Gene Ontology annotation, cellular component: cytoplasm. Gene Ontology annotation, biological process: signal transduction; regulation of GTPase activity.